Messenger RNA from Venustampulla echinocandica, 1458 nucleotides. RefSeq lists its product as uncharacterized. The record is from RefSeq and is a predicted model, not a curated record. Gene Ontology annotation, molecular function: glycosyltransferase activity. Lineage: Eukaryota; Fungi; Ascomycota; Leotiomycetes; Helotiales; Pleuroascaceae. The coding region runs from base 1 to 1458 and encodes 485 amino acids. Gene Ontology annotation, cellular component: membrane. The transcript has 2 exons.
AUGCCAUGGCCAGACAAACCUCUCCCAGUUACCGAAUCAAAUACCUAUCCUUUAACUCCAAAACAACCGACUCCUGAGCAAGAAACGGUAACUAAACUACGGGAAGAAGGCAUCCUCGUAGUCUUCAAAACGGGUGCCCAAGAAAUCGCCAAACUCACAACUCAGGUUGCUACUACACUCCGCUAUUUCACCGACCGUGACAUUGUUUUCUUUUCUGAUCAUCAAGGUUCGAUCGGGUCGUUCAUUAUCCACGAUGCUCUCAGAAAUGUUAACCAAGCCGUCCAGUCAGACAAUCCUGACUUUGAUAUAUAUCGUGCGAUCAAGCAAUAUCAAGCUACUGGGCGGGAUAUCGAAUUGUUGAAGGAAGAAGAUAGCAAGGAGAAUGACCGUGAUGGGUGGAGGUUGGACAAAUACAAGUUUAUCCAUAUGGUCGAGGAGACUUUCGAGCUGCGACCUGACGCGAAAUGGUAUGUUUUUAUGGAGACGGACACCUACAUGUUCUGGGAUAAUCUCGUGAGGUGGUUGAAGACACUCGAUCACGAGAAACCUACUUAUCUAGGAUCACCAGCGUACGUAGGAGAUAGAGAAUUUGCCCAUGGCGGCACUGGAUACGUGCUCUCCAAUGCGGCAAUGGAUCUACUUGUUGGCCCUGAGCAGCCUCAAGGUCUCGCUGCCAGUUGGGAUUUCAGAAUACAACAUGAAUUUUACUAUGGGGAUUUCGCGCUUGCCAUGGCAUUGCUGGAGAAAGGUAUACAUGUCACGGCUGGUGAUCCAUAUUUGUGUGGAUAUAAACCAUCGAGUCUCCCUUUUGGCCCUAAUAAUCGAUGGUGUGAGCCCGUGGUGACAGUACAUCAUAUGCGGUCGCAUGAAAUCAAUAAUGUUUGGAGGUUUGAAAGGCAGAGGGAGAGAUUCCAGUCAAAGCUACCUGUUACAUAUGCCAGCUUAUACCACCACUUCGUUGAACCUUACUUGAGGGAACAUCUUAAUAAUUGGGAUAACCUAUCGGACGAUACAACAUAUACCAAAGUGGAUGAUCCAGAAGUAAAGGAAGACGACAAGGUCGAUAUACAUGGACAACCCGAUGAUUCAGAUAAUCCCGAUUUUGAUGUUAGCGCCGGACCUAUGGAAUAUGAGGAAACAUCAAGAAUUGAUAAUGGGGGCCUAAGGAGGAAGAACGAAUACCCCAGCACCAACGGAUUAGGAGGAAGGAGUGAAGGCGAAAAAACACACCCAUAUACCUCCUUCGAACACUGCGGGAAAGCGUGUAGCGAGCAUGAGGGGUGUUUUCAGUACCUGCAUUACGACAACACUUGUAAAUUGAGGAUGUCUUUUUCUCUAGGAAACUACAAGGCCCCAAGUAGUGAUGGUAACGUGAUUUGGAGAUCUGGUUGGAUGGUGACUAGAAUAAAGAAGUGGGUGGAAGAACAUGCUUGCGAAGAGCACGUGUGGCCUGAUUGA